UAUCUUUUUUAUCCACAAGUGAAUAUCGUAGAAAUUGUCUUCUGCUACAUAGAUAUAGAUAUUUUUUAACAUAAAAAAAAAAUAACGUGUCUUAACCAACAAUGGCUACAACUAAAAACAUGGAAUGCAUUGAUUUUUUGGAAUUCCAGGAUUCAUUGAAAAAAAUGCGACAAAUGGACGAUAAAAUAAUAUACUUAUUGAAUACAAUUUUACCAACUGAUUCAUUUAGAGGACAAGUGGAUCCAACAAAUCAGUGUAAAAAUUUAUUUCAACAAAUACAAACGGAACAUUCACAACGUGAAAUAGCAAUAAAAAAGUGUCUAGACAUUUCACGUGAAAGAGUGAAAAAUUUAAAAUCACAAAAAGAUGCAGCGGCACAAGAUGAUAUAACAAUAUUGAAACAAUUAAGAAAAGAACAAAGUACAUUACGUUUACUUGAAUCAGAAUUAAGUGUUGAGGAAGUUGUUAAAAAACGUACAAUUUCUGCUUAUAAUGAAAAGUGUCGUAGUUAUUAUAAACCUAAUUUACAAUCAUGAAACAAACUUAAUUCAUUAUUUUAUGACAUUAAGAAUGGAUCAAAUGAUUAUUGUUUUAGAAUAUAUUAUAAUGCCCGGACUAAUUGACGAACAAGUAAUGACAAUUUAAUGAAUUAUACAUACAUUUAUCUGUUAUAUGUAUAAGUAAUUGUGUUCUCUUUUUUCCAAUAUUUUAUUGAUAUGAUUUGUUUAGAAAAUUAUAUAUAUUAUAUAUACUUUAUUUGAAAA
Leptopilina boulardi is the source of this 764-nucleotide messenger RNA. RefSeq names its product protein MIX23 (gene Ccdc58). Gene Ontology annotation, cellular component: mitochondrion; mitochondrial intermembrane space. Lineage: Eukaryota; Metazoa; Arthropoda; Insecta; Hymenoptera; Figitidae. The record is from RefSeq and is a predicted model, not a curated record. The transcript has 2 exons. The coding region runs from base 102 to 536 and encodes 144 amino acids.